AAUCGUAGACUGUUUUAUCGAUGUGGAAUUCGGAGUUCGGUCUCGAUGCUUGCAUGAAGAUGAAUGAUUCUUUUUUUUAAUAUUUACUUGUAUUUUUGAUGUUUGAGUGAAGCUAAAAGUUAAAUAUGGGAAAAACAACAAAAGUAGUUGUUUGUGGAAUGAAAGGUGUGGGCAAAACAGCAUUAUUGGAACAACUCAUAUAUGGAAACAUCACUGUCAAGACAGAAAUUCAUCCAACGAUCGAAGAUAUUUAUGUUGCUAAUAUAGAAACUGAUCGCGGUACCAAAGAAAAAGUGCGAUUUUACGACACAGCAGGACUAGAAUCUCUUCAGAGUAAUGCAAAUAAUCAGCAGCUUCCACGACAUUAUCUUGGUUUUGCUGAUGGUUACAUUUUAGUUUAUGACACUGCAAAGCCAGAAUCCUUAGAUGUACUAUUUCCACUGAAGAAAGAUAUUGACAAAAAUAAAGAUAAGAAAGAAAUAACUGUGAUUGUUGUUGGAAACCGAACUAAAGCUGAAGAAGAAUCUCAUAGUCUGGAGAACACUGCAAGUAAGGCUGCAAAUUGGUGUACAAGAGAGAAACUAAAACAUUACGAAGUAAAUGUUAUGGACAGAGCUAGCUUGUUCGAGACAUUUGUUCAUCUAUCUUCUAGAUUAAAUCCUCCUACCAAUAAGAGUACUUUCCCCCAGCUAAGUAUGGGUAGAAAAACUGUUAAAGUAGAGGGGUCUUAAUCUUAUUCAUUUAACUUGUUCACUAGUAUUACCAAUUACCACUGACUUCUUAUAAAUAUGCUCAAAUUACUUUUAUCAAAAAUAAGUAUAUCUUGUACACGUUAUGUACUUAAAAUAUCUAUUUGCUUAAGUACUAGUAAUACUGCAUAAUGCAGUACAUAAUUUAAUCAUUUUAGAUCUGGUCUUAUUUCUUUUUGUACCUUAAGCAGUUUUGUUCCUUUUUGUACUUAAAAAUAUUUGUCGAAAAAUCAAUUAUAAGUUGCAAUCGGCUGUUUGUGUCUUGUUUCGUAAUUCCGAGGAAUUCCUUAUAAAGCGUAUAGAAGUUAUUUCUAUAUAUUAAUUCACCAUUCAAUCGGUUUUUUGAGUUUUCGCAAACAAAUGGUUGUUCCAAAUGCGUAGUCCCAUAAUUUACUGCUGAUGCCGAAACCUGGAGAAAAGUUACAUAUAAAAAUAAAUUUGUCAAGCAUUUCGAAAAUCGAGAGGAUAUUACCUAGCUCGUGAUGUAAGAAGUGAUGAUAGUUAUGAUUCCUUUUUAAGAGGUAAAAAUACGAUCCAACUUUCGGCGCACCGUGAUGUAAAUAAUAAUGAAUUAAAUCGUAACACAAGUAGCCUACGAGUAAAUUAUUUUACGUUUAAAAUAUUGUUAAUACCGAUGAUAGAUAUAAGUGUAUCAGUUGUGAUACCUGUUGCCGUGCCAGCGGAAAUAAAAUAAACCAUCUGUGGUGGAAA
Messenger RNA from Osmia lignaria (orchard mason bee), 1460 nucleotides. RefSeq names its product NFKB inhibitor interacting Ras like 1 (gene kappaB-Ras). Gene Ontology annotation, biological process: negative regulation of canonical NF-kappaB signal transduction; Ral protein signal transduction. NCBI's taxonomy places the organism in Eukaryota, Metazoa, Arthropoda, Insecta, Hymenoptera, Megachilidae. Gene Ontology annotation, molecular function: GTPase activating protein binding; GTPase activity; GTP binding. The record is from RefSeq and is a predicted model, not a curated record.